AUGACAGACACCAGCAUGACACAAGAGAUACCAGUUGCUCAAAAUAACUCCAGCAAAACACUUUCAACUCAAACUGCACAACACAAACUCCAGCAGAAUACAGUCAAUAGCAGCAUAAUCAGGGGCCACCAUCAACAAACAAGACAACAAACACAGCAGGGGCCACCAUCAACAAACAAGAACAACAACACAGCAGGGCCACCAUCAACAAACAAGACAACAAACACAGCAGGGGCCACCAUCAACAAACAAGACAACAAAAACACAGCAGGGGCCACCAUCAAAAACAAGACAACAAACACAGCAGCCACCAUCAACACAAGACAACAAACACAGCAGGGGCCCACCAUACAAACAAGACAACAAACACAGCAGGGCACCAUCAACAAACAAGACAACAAACAAGCAAGGGGCCACCAUCAACAAACAAGACAACAAAAACACAGCAGGGCCACCAUCAACACAAACAAGACAACAAACACAGCAGGGGCCACCAUCAACAAACAAGACAGCAAACACAGCAGGGGCCACCAUCAACAAACAAGACAGCAAACACAGCAGGAGCCACCAUAA
Molecule: messenger RNA, 573 nt
Organism: Penaeus vannamei (Pacific white shrimp)
Lineage: Eukaryota; Metazoa; Arthropoda; Malacostraca; Decapoda; Penaeidae
Source: RefSeq, a predicted model, not a curated record